CGAUUCCGGAUAUCCAAGUAAGAAAGAUAUAUAGUUCUGGAAUAACAGGAAACUUCAGUUUUCAACAUCCUGUUUUUCUGGGUUUUGUGACUUGCUGCUGCCUCGCCACAAUGAAGACAUUUGAUGCAAAUGAUUUGUAUCAGGGGCAGAAUUUUAACAAGGUCCUCAGUUCCUUAGUGACUCUAAACAAAGUAACAGCAGACAUCGGCCUGGGAAGUGACUCCGUGUGUGCCCGGCCCUCUUCUCAUCGGAUAAAGUCUUUUGACUCUCUGGGAGCUCAGCCUUCGCACAGUCGGACUUCAAAAUUGUUCCAGGGCCAGUAUCGAAGUUUGGACAUGACUGACAAUAGCAACAACCAACUGGUAGUGAGAGCCAAGUUCAGCUUCCAGCAGACCAAUGAAGACGAGCUCUCCUUUACGAAAGGAGAUGUCAUCCACGUCACGCGGGUGGAGGAAGGCGGCUGGUGGGAGGGCACGCACAACGGCAGGACUGGCUGGUUUCCCAGCAACUACGUGCGGGAGAUCAAGCCCAGCGAAAAGCCCGUGUCGCCCAAGUCAGGAACGCUGAAGAGCCCUCCCAAAGGAUUUGACACUACUGCCAUUAACAAAAGCUAUUACAAUGUGGUGCUACAGAAUAUUUUGGAAACAGAAAAUGAAUAUUCUAAAGAGCUUCAGACUGUGCUUUCAAGCUAUCUUCGGCCAUUGCAGACCAGUGAGAAGUUAAGUUCAACAAGCACUUCAUAUUUAAUGGGAAAUCUAGAAGAAAUAUGUUCUUUCCAGCAAAUGCUUGUACAGUCUCUAGAAGAAUGCACCAAGUUGCCAGAAGCUCAGCAGAGAGUUGGAGGAUGCUUUUUAAAUCUGAUGCCACAGAUGAAAACCUUGUACCUUGCCUAUUGUGCCAACCACCCAUCUGCAGUGAGUGUUCUCACGGAGCACAGCGAGCAGCUGGGAGAGUUCAUGGAGACCAGAGGCGCCAGCAGCCCGGGGAUCCUGGUGCUGACCACCGGCCUCAGCAGACCAUUCAUGCGCCUGGACAAGUACCCCACGCUGCUCAAGGAGCUGGAGAGACACAUGGAGGAUUAUCAUCCAGAUAGACAAGAUAUUCAGAAAUCCAUGACUGCCUUCAAAAAUCUCUCGGCCCAGUGUCAGGAAGUACGGAAAAGGAAGGAACUGGAAUUGCAGAUCCUGACGGAGGCCAUCCGGAGCUGGGAGGGAGAUGACAUUACGACCCUGGGCAACGUUGUGUACAUGUCCCAGGUCAUGGUUCAGUGCGCUGGAAGUGAGGAAAAGAAUGAGAGAUACCUUCUGCUCUUCCCAAAUAUUUUGCUAAUGUUGUCUGCCAGUCCUAGGAUGAGUGGUUUUAUCUAUCAGGGAAAGCUACCAACGACAGGAAUGACAAUCACAAAGCUUGAGGACAGUGAAAAUCAUAGAAAUGCAUUUGAAAUAUCAGGGAGCAUGAUUGAGCGGAUCUUAGUGUCCUGCAACAACCAGCAGGAUCUCCAUGAGUGGGUGGACCACCUGCAGAAGCAGACGAAGGUCACUUCUGUCGGCAACCCCACCAUCAAGCCACAUUCUGUGCCGUCUCACACGCUCCCCUCCCAUCCGAUCGCCCCAUCCAGCAAGCACGCGGACAGCAAGCCGGUGCCCCUGACGCCUGCCUACCACACGCUGCCCCACCCCUCCCACCAUGGCACUCCUCACACCACCAUCAAUUGGGGGCCCCUGGAGCCUCCGAAGACCCCCAAGCCGUGGAGCCUGAGCUGCCUGCGGCCCGCACCUCCCCUGCGGCCCUCGGCUGCUCUCUGCUACAAGGAGGAUCUUAGUAAGAGUCCCAAGACCAUGAAAAAGUUGCUACCUAAGCGCAAGCCUGAGCGGAAGCCUUCAGACGAAGAGUUUGCCCUGCGGAAAAGCACAGCUGCUUUGGAAGAAGACGCGCAGAUUCUGAAAGUCAUUGAAGCUUACUGCACAAGCGCCAAAACGCGGCAAACACUCAACUCAACAUGGCAAGGCACUGACCUGAUGCAUAAUCACGUCUUGGCUGACGACGACCAAUCAAGUCUAGACUCCUUGGGUCGUCGCAGUAGCCUUUCCCGUCUGGAGCCUUCAGACCUCUCGGAAGACUCUGACUAUGACAGUAUAUGGACAGCCCAUAGUUACAGAAUGGGUUCUGCAACUCGUAAGAGCUGUUGCUCAUAUAUCUCUCACCAGAACUAAUGCACUUCUGAGCUUUUCUUAACAAUGCUUGUUGUAUCGCAGCCUGCUUUUCUUAGAUGUUUUCUUGCUGUUCCUUGUCUUUUAUGUGAUAUUUUAACAACUUUUGAGAGCGUUGCCGAUAUUUCCCAUUGUACUGUGUGGAGGCCCACGUGCCAGUUCGACCGUCCGUUCGAGCUGCCGCGGUGGAAGGAGAUGGUGUGCUCACGGGGCCGCGCCCGAGGGUCCUUUCCUCCAUGGGUGGCGGUGGCUCUCCAGCUCUGAAUGGUCUGGGUUCCUGUUCUCAGUGUAGCACCUGUCUCAGUUCUUUCUGGAUACAGCUGAGUGAACACUUUUCUAUUUUACAUGAGACCAUACAGGUUUGUGACCUAAGUGCCAGCAGCACAGGGGAGACUCCGGCCUUGCACGGGGACCUCCGUGUCUCAUGUGUGACGGACCCACUGACGCACUAGUUGUGGAGAGGCGAAGGAAGCGUGCGCGAAGAGGGUGCAGUCCAGUUCAGACAGCUGUGUUCUGAGGACUCCCCAGGGUGCUCCGUGGCCACGCAAAGCUGGCUGUGGGUGUGGCUAGCGUGGGCUCCGGGCCAUGGCGGGAGCACGGAAGAGCCGGCUCUGGCUCGUCAGGGUGCCACAGACGGCUGUCCCACGUUCCCGUUUGCCUGGGGGGUGGGAGUUCUCCGAGGGCCAGGUUACUGUCAGAGCUCAGACCCUCCCCUUUAUCCUCACACCCCACUCUCCUUAUUUGGAGCAAUGGCUCCUAACUGGCACUUAGCACGCCUGUGCCGCUCCACCGAAGAUUCAGUCCCGAGUCGGAAGCACUCGGCCUCUGAAGGUGGACAUGAGACUCCGUUCAGAGCCAGGUGAGUGCUUGGCUUCCGUCCCAGCCUGGCUGCACCCCGACAUCCCUGUCACGCUGCCCGUAAUAGACACAUCGUUUGUUUUCAGCAGGUAGCUGCCGUGAAACUCCCGUUUACAGCAACCCAUCCCCUGUGACCCUCAUUCCUGAGUGUCACGGGGACAUCAGAGUCCCCUGAAGACUUCAGUUUCCAUGUCACUCACGUAUGAGAACAUCUCAGAUUUGGAGGGGAUUCCCCUACUUGCCUGGGAUUUGUUGUAAGGAGAUUUCACUGGCCUCUCUCAGAUGAAGUUCUGCUUCAGAAAGAACUGAAUGUGACCUGUUACAUUCAGUCGUAGCACCCAGAUCCACAUCUGGUUGUUGUUCCUCCAUCCGUGCUGUACGUGGUGUUAAAACGGAACCUCAAGGUUGUGUUUUAAGUAUUCAUUGAAACUAGCUUCAGAAAACAAGAUGCCAUAAUCAGUUGGGAAUAACCUGUUUUCCUCUCCUCAGGGUGGCUCUAGUUCCAGGUGGCUGAGCUCUCUUCCCCCCCCCCCGCCCUCAGCAAAGCCCCGUACUCAGUGCGCGAUCUUGUUUGCGCAGAGACAGCCGUGCUGCAGCACGCCAGGUCGGCUGGGUGCCGGUGAACCCAGCAGCGGCGUGUGGCUUAGACUGUCAGACGGCUUCAGCACUGCAUGCGGUCAGGUCACAAGGAAAACCGAGGAUUCCAAAUAGGCCUCUGUUCCCAGACAGCUGUUGAGCUGCUCAUGCCAUCUGGAGAUUUCGUAUUUUUAUAUCAAUUAGUAUAAAUACGGAAGUUGAGCAUUCUUAAAAUUAGAGCCCAGUAUUAACCCACGGUAGAGGUGGGGCUUAUAUGUGUUGAGCCAAGUAGUAAAUGGAAUUCUGGGAGGAGCAGGACUAUGAAGUUCCUGCAGUGAACGUUAGCAGCAGCUGUUUGAUUUUGUACACGUACAGCAGUCACCCUUUCUGACACUAGUGGUAGAAUGUCUUUUUGUUUCCUUGAGGCUGUCGUCGGUGCGUUGGCGUAGCCGCCUUUGCCGAGUCUCAGCACGGGGGGCCCGUGUCGCACGCUGCUUAUGCCACAGCACGGCGAUACUCCUGUCACCAAGGGUCGCUUGGCUCAUCUUCCAGAGACCUCUUGUGUUCUGCCCGCUGAGGUCUGACGCUGUCCCCUCAGUCCUUUGGUACCAGUUCAAGCCACGUGUGCGGUGACUUUGCCGAUGCUGGGAUCACUGCAUCACAGCACUGUGGCUUCUGGUUGCUUGGGCUUGUUUUGAAUGUCUGGCACCAUUCGCUCUUGUGACCUGGUUGGAAGUGCUAGUGCCACAGGCCUGAAAGUGGUCCCGGGGGAGGGGGCAGUGGCGACGUGGUGCCGGAGGGCUGGGACACUCCAUCCGUGGAGCUCCGGUCACGCUGAACUGCGGUCUGGUUGGUGCAGCUCUGUCCUGGCCGCGUGUGCAGUUAGUGCCGUAGUGUGCGGGUGCAGACCCUGAACCUAAGGUAGGUGGAAGCCAUUCUCGGGCCUUCCAUGGGGGCCUACAUGGUGUUGACCUUGAAUUUACCCUUGCCACAGUAUAUAAGCUAUAUUAAUUAUGUGUUUUGCAUAAAAUUGCCAAAACACAGUAAUGUGUAUAUAGUGGUAUAAGACCUUGAAAAAAAAUCUCUAUAUUGUGCUUUUUCUCUGUGAAUGGGAAAGCCAUUUUUAGUGGGUGACUGCCCUUUGAAGCCCCAGUCGGAUGUAUACCUAAAUGUUGCAUUGUACUGUACAGUAUGCAUAUUGUUUGUGGUGCAUAUGGCAAUGAAGUGUUUGUUUUAUAAAAAAAAAAAAAAAGAUAUCUGUUAUGUACAGUUGAAAUAAAUUUUGCAUUUGCUA
Ailuropoda melanoleuca (giant panda) is the source of this 4938-nucleotide messenger RNA. RefSeq names its product Rho guanine nucleotide exchange factor 7 (gene ARHGEF7). Gene Ontology annotation, biological process: intracellular signal transduction; lamellipodium assembly. Gene Ontology annotation, molecular function: protein binding; guanyl-nucleotide exchange factor activity. The record is from RefSeq and is a predicted model, not a curated record. NCBI's taxonomy places the organism in Eukaryota, Metazoa, Chordata, Mammalia, Carnivora, Ursidae. The transcript has 18 exons. Gene Ontology annotation, cellular component: lamellipodium; cytoplasm. Bases 111 to 2213 code for a protein of 700 amino acids.